This is a messenger RNA of Pararge aegeria (speckled wood butterfly), 9159 nucleotides long. It is a transcript of the gene Moe, whose product is annotated as moesin/ezrin/radixin homolog 1. Lineage: Eukaryota; Metazoa; Arthropoda; Insecta; Lepidoptera; Nymphalidae. Gene Ontology annotation, biological process: regulation of organelle assembly; positive regulation of early endosome to late endosome transport; regulation of cell shape. Gene Ontology annotation, cellular component: microvillus; filopodium; plasma membrane. The record is from RefSeq and is a predicted model, not a curated record. Gene Ontology annotation, molecular function: actin binding; cell adhesion molecule binding. The transcript is spliced from 13 exons. Bases 145 to 1917 code for a protein of 590 amino acids.
CGUCACGCAGUCAGUUGUCACAUCACAUCGUGAUAUUUUUGUGGCUCUUUUGGGUGUGUGCUUUCUUCAUGUGUGUUGUGCUACUUAUGUGGAUUAUUAGGUGAUACUAUUCUUUUUACUGGAUUGAUAUCCUAAGCCGCAAAGAUGCCGAAAUCGAUACUUGAGUAUAUAACUAGAAUGAUAAUCCCGGGGGAGGAAGACGUGAUGAACGUCCGGGUGACGACGAUGGACGCGGAGCUGGAGUUCGCGAUCCAGCAGACCACCACGGGCAAGCAGUUGUUCGACCAGGUGGUGAAGACCAUCGGGCUGCGCGAGGUCUGGUUCUUCGGACUCCAGUACACCGACUCCAAGGGCGACCUCACAUGGAUUAAGCUCUACAAGAAGGUGAUGCAACAAGACGUCAAGAAGGAGAAUCCUCUCCAGUUCAAGUUCCGCGCCAAAUUCUACCCGGAGGAUGUCGCCGACGAGAUCAUUCAGGAGAUCACGCUCAAACUCUUCUACUUACAAGUGAAGAACGGCAUCCUCUCGGAUGAGAUCUACUGCCCCCCAGAGACAUCAGUACUCCUGGCAUCGUAUGCAGUCCAAGCGCGUCACGGUGACCACAACCCAGCAGUCCACGCGCCCGGCUUCCUCACCAACGACCGGUUACUGCCACAACGUGUUACUGACCAGCACAAGAUGUCGCGCGAGGAGUGGGAGCAGAGCAUCACCAACUGGUGGCAGGAGCACCGCGGGAUGCUGCGCGAGGACGCCAUGAUGGAGUACCUCAAGAUCGCGCAGGACCUGGAGAUGUACGGCGUCAACUACUUCGAGAUCCGCAACAAGAAGAACACGGAGCUGUGGCUGGGCGUCGACGCGCUGGGACUCAACAUCUACGAGAAGGAUGACAAAUUGACCCCCAAGAUCGGCUUCCCGUGGUCGGAGAUCCGCAACAUCUCGUUCAACGAUCGCAAGUUCAUCAUCAAGCCGAUCGACAAGAAGGCGCCCGACUUCGUGUUCUUCGCGCCGCGCGUGCGCGUCAACAAGCGCAUCCUGGCGCUGUGCAUGGGCAACCACGAGCUGUACAUGCGGCGCCGCAAGCCCGACACCAUCGACGUGCAGCAGAUGAAGGCGCAGGCGCGCGAGGAGAAGCAGGCCAAGCAGGCACAGAGAGAGAAGCUACAGCUGGAGAUCGCGGCCCGCGAGCGCGCUGAGAAGAAACAACAAGAGUAUGAAGAUCGGCUAAGGCAAAUGCAAGAGGAAAUGGAACGCUCACAGGCCAACCUGCUGGAGGCGCAGGAGAUGAUCCGGCGGCUGGAGGAGCAGCUGCGGCAGCUGCAGGCCGCCAAGGAGGAGCUGGAGCAGCGCCAGAACGAGCUGCAGGCCAUGAUGCAGCGUCUCGAGGAGACCAAGAACAUGGAGGCGGCGGAGCGGCAGAAGCUGGAGGACGAGAUCCUGGCCAAGCAGGAGGAGGUGUCGCGCAUCCAGCAGGAGGUGGAGGUGAAGGACUCGGAGACGCGGCGCCUGCAGGAGGAGGUGGAGCAGGCGCGGCGCCAGCAGGACGAGGCGGCGGCGCUGCUGGCGGCCGCCACCACGCCGCAGCACCACCACCUGCAGGAGGGCGACGCGGACGCGGACGCGGGCAGCGGCUCGGAGGCGGGCGAGGAGGCGGGCGGCGGCGAGCUGGCGCGCGCGCCCGACGACCUGGUGGACCCGCUGGCCGAGCGCCGCACGCUGGCCGAGCGCUCCGAGCGCCUGCACAACCAGCUCAAGGCGCUGAAACAAGACCUGGCGCAGUCGCGCGACGAGACAAAGGAGACGGCGAUGGACAAGAUCCACCGCGAGAACGUGCGCCAGGGCCGCGACAAGUACAAGACGCUGCGAGAGAUCCGCAAGGGCAACACCAAGCGCCGCGUCGACCAGUUCGAGAACAUGUAGGCGACAGGUAACACCGCGACCGCGCACAUCCGACUACAUCCGCCGGGACGAGGCAGUACCUCGCGGGCGCCGGGACGACUCGCGGCCACGCACCGCCGGCCCCGUGCUUGACUAACGUUUAUUUAUACCGCUAACACUAAUGGAGGGGCCAACAUUAACCACCCGCCUUUAAUAAGGGUUUUUUACUAUUGUAUUAUUAAUAGAGGGGCCCGCUUCGACCCUGCUUUAAGCAUCUUUUGUACUCGCCCGUUUGUCCGAUUACCAAACAGAAUAAUUUUUUCUACCUACGUUUACUUAUUCGAUCGCGUGAACGUUAAAUACGGUUCAUAUGGUAUCGCCAGAGCGCCAUCUAGUGACAGUAAUGUUUCGCAGUAUUGUUACUAGAUAGAUGGAAAAGAUGAAGAUCUAUUACAUAUAAAUCAUAGUCAACUUUCACAAGAUCGAAUAAGUAAACAUAGGUAUAAAAUCGUACACUUUGGCAUUCCGUUCUAUUAAAAAAAAAAAAAAACUUUUUUUUUUUGUAAUUUUUUUAUAGCUUGAAUAAAUAGGUUGAAUAUUUUUUUAUGUAAGUCCAAAUAUUAUUGUGUCUAAUGCGUAAGCGCUUGCUACAUAGAUAGAUUUGUAGCAUUUUUAUACUACCAUUUUUUAAGUUAAAAGUUUCGAUUUUUAGGGAAAAAAUCGAAAUCAUUUUCUCACAGUCUUGAAAUAUAGGUUCUCGAUUUGAAUAAAUCUAAAUUUCUAUUUAUAGCAUUUCGGGUGUGAUUUUCUACUUGGCAAGCGCUUACGUUAUUGAAAUGGGAUACGUGUACAGUACCAAUUUUUAACCAGGGCUUUAUGAAAUAAUAAAAAUCUUUACCUAUUUCUCGUAAAAUAAUUAAAAGAAAAACAGCAUCACAAUAUUUAUGUCUUAUAUAUUUUAGCAGUGUGAACGUGUUAUAAAAAAAUAUUAGUCAAACACGGGGAAUUCAAUAUAAAUAAGUAUUAUAGUAUUUUUAUCAACAUUUCGUCUUCGUUUGUCUUGGAUAACGGCUUAUGUAACGUUAUUAUCUGAACGCAUGUUUUAAUUAAGUUUAUUUUUCGUGGGAAACGGAAUAUUCGUAAGAUAUUAAUUCUAUCCACUGUUAAUAACCAUAUCUUAACAAAUAAAAGUUUUCCUUAAAUAUAUUACAGACUCGGAUACAUGAGGUCUACUUUUCCAUACUUUUUAGUGUACUGUAUGGUUUUAAAAUGUAGAAAAAUAAAAUCUAUUUUUAUUGCAUUUUUUUUUUAAUAUUUUUAAGCCUACUUCACACUAAAAAGUACUGAAGAGAUUGUUUAAUUGUGAGACAGUUUAGAAACAAUGGAGUCUACAUUUUACAUUUUGGGCGUUAUUCAUAAUGUCAAACGAUGAUAUUUAUACAUAUUUAUAAGUAUAAAAACUGUAUUGAUAAUGUAUUCUUGUAUUGGCAUUAUAAAUUGUAAUGAUAUAUUUUUAUAUAUUGUAUCAUACUGUAGUUAAAUACCCUCUUUUUAUAAAAAAAAAAAAACUUAAAUGUUCUGCUGAUAUUUAUAUCAUUAAUAAUUUUUACACUUGCUAUGAGCAAACUAAAACUGUUAAAAAACUGGCAAAGCCGUAUCGCAGAUGCAGUGUAAGAACCGUUUAGGGGUAUUGGUAUUUUAAACUGCCAUACCCCUUCGUUUAGUGCGUUUAACUUGACCAUGGGGACAACUGUAAUGACCUAUAUAAAGAUAAGUACAAAAUAAAGUAUCUAUAAAAAGAAGGCAAGGAAGUUUUAACAUCACUUUCUGAAACAAUUGUAUUCAGGACAUUUAAAUAGACAUCAAUUUGUCACUGUAUUAUAACGGAAUUAGAACUAGGAAAUCAAAAAUCCGAUGCAAAGUUUGCCGAACUUUUUGCCAUUCAAACGAACGCACUGCGGUUAUUUUAUUGCUGCGCGCGGUUGCGUUAUAAAAUCUCACGCAGUUACUAAUUUAUUGAAUUCUAAAUCGCUAAAAUGGGUUUCCAAGUCUCCUUUGCGUUUAAAAACUCAGAUGCGCUAUUAGACUUGACUGCAUCUAUAAAAAAAAUUUAACUACUUUUUUAUCUAUAAAGAAAAGAACUUUUAAUUUUUUUUUAUUAAAAAUGCGGGUAAGCCGUGAAUUAAUGUCGUCUCUCGAAUGUAGCACGAGGCCUAUGAGGUCGUCGACGGUAUAUGAAUAGUUCUGUACAAUUACAGUCUUUAAUUGUAAAGGCAAUAAUUGUAGACGAUUUCACACGGCCUAACCUCAGCACCACUAAAGUGGCCUAAGACAAAACUAAAUUGAACUAAAUUAACAUAACUAUAGUCUUUUGUAUACACAUCUCUGAACGAAACUGAAAUAUAUGAUAUAAAGUAUUGCUGUCCUAUUCACACUAUCCUGUGGAAAUGGAUAGCGCUAUUUUUAAUCGUUUAGUUUUAGUUUAGCUUAAUAUUUUAUGUACAACAGAAUUGGCACCAAUAUCUAAUAGUAAUGCCAUCCUUUACAAUAUAGAACAAUAAAAAGGGUUGCAGUGUUUGUAUAUAUUUCAGUUAUAUAAAGUAAUAUUGUGGAUUUAGCUGAAUUGAAGGUUUUUCUUCAUUUUCCUUCCGGUUUUUCUUCAUUUUCCUACUAUAAAUUUUAGUAAAAAAAACCAUUUUUGUGUUAGUUAAUUAUUUUAUUGCCUACGCUAACUGGGCGUAAUGUGUGUACUGCCAAUAACAUGUAGAAUUUAGAAUACAUAUUUCCAUAGACUAAAUUGUGUAUGCAAUUUAUCGAUAUAAAGAAUAUCAAUACAUAUACAAUAAAAUCUAAUUUAGAAUAAUGAAUAGUUAGUGUAUAAGUUUCGUUUUAGGUCACAUUUAAAUAUUUCUGAAGGUGCGUUUACAUUAGUGCCAAAAAAUCGAUCACAAAAUAUUUUCUUGGUUUGUUUGAAACCGCGAAUAAAUUGCAAAAAACCGAGCGUUAGGCCGCUGUGAACCGCUGUGGGGUGAUAGCGUAGUGAUUAUUAUCGAGGUUCUUACAUGUUCUCGAACACCGUCCAGGCGAUAUCGAUGUUCUGUGUUUAUGUAAUUUGUACAAACUUGACUGUAUCCAACUUAAAGUCAAAACCUUGAAUGUCAAUUUCAAGGGUUAUAAAAUUGAAGUCUACUAGCUUAUUUUUUUACUAUUGUCAUAGCUCUUGCUAAGUCACAUAUACUUUAAACCACCUCAGGGAUAUGAGAUUAAAAUCAUUCAGCGAGAGAAUUAAUCUGAACGGCAUUUAAAAAAUGAUUAUUGUAAGAACGGUAGAAGUGUUAUUUGUACAAGUUGGAUCGACAUAGAAUAUAGCACUGUCGCGCCAAUUGUCAACUGUAUGUGAUGUAAGAAGGGUCAUAUUAGAACGGUGCUUGCAUUUUACAAAAAACGAUGGAAUCCGUCGGGCGUCGUAAUCGGGACUAUAAUUGUAAAUAUUGAUUAUUAUUAUUACUUAAUAGUAAUUUUAUUUUAGUAUAUAAUGUGCUAUAAUGAACAUAGUUUGGCAAACGUAUAGAUUGUUAACGAACUCACCCGCUGAGUACGGUUCCAAGAACUCGCUUAGUUCGUAACAACAACAUGGCACCAGCUGACGUUUCCGUACUGUACGAUCGCUAAACUGUGCUUAAAACCGAAUAUGUAUACAUCGGACCUCUUGAGGAUUAUCGAAAUGUUGAAGGCACACAGAUUCAUUAAAUUAAUAAUUAAUUAAAUAUAAUAUUAUUUGUAAGUGAUUUGGAUUUUUAUUCUAUAACUAUACUCCGUAUAAGGGACGGUAUACCUUAAAAUAUCAAUGUUAACUACAUUUGGAAGUCUCAAUAGCUUAACGGGUUAGGGGGAACGGUAAUUUGCAACUUUGUAAGCGUAUGUCAUUCCAGUAGGUUGCGCCUACUCUUGGCACAAGUUUUAAGCUUAGUAUAUGUGGAAAAGGGAAUAUUUUUAAAUGUGACUAGAUUAUAUAAAAAAAAGUUAACUUUAUAGUAAAACGUUUUUUUUUAUUUAGUUGAUAUAAUAAAAAAAACAUUGCAUCGUACACUUCCUAAAGUGCAAUACCCAAUCAUGUGAAUCGUGAAUUAAAAAAAAAAACUUCCCCGUUAAUUUUUUUAGGUGGACAAUUUUUUGGCAUACCGUGUCUUAUACAGUGUGUAAUUCGCGUUGAUCGGAAGCAUAUCUUGCGAGUCAUACAUCUAUAUAAAAUGGCGUGUGCUUUGUUUUUACUAUAUUAACUACUUUUUUUAAAUUUGUGGGAGUUAUGUUUUUAUUAAUAGAUUAUUUUGGUUCUACGAACGUUUGCGUGCGUGUCUGGGAGGCAUCGCCUUGUAUAACGAAUAUUUGUUGCAAUAGAUCUAUGUGAUGUUAUUACCCCUAAAUGGACCUAGGUCCUUUUAUAUCCAUUUGAAGUAUCAAAAAAUAGAGCACUAUUACAAAGAACUACAUUGAAUACAAAAGAUAAGUUGAUUAACCGCAUAUUUAUAUAUACUAUUUGAACUUAUGGGGUCCUACAGCGGAUUGCUCAGGGUGUAAAUUUUCAAAUAAGAAACUUAGGUAUCGAUGUGAAGUUUGUUUAUUUGAAAAUUAAUGUAUCAUUUGUUAUUGACGAUCAAACGUCAUUUUUAGACUCUUCCAUACAAAUGCGACAUAAUAAAAUAGCCACCUAUGAUUAUGGCUAGUCCAUACAAUACCAUAAACUCUGCUAAUAUACAUCACAAAAUGCUCGUCAUACAAGGCCUCAGGGAUCCAAGGACCUUAACUGUUUGCCACAAAAUUUUUGUUAUUUUAGCAAAGUGUAGUGGGUGAACGAAUAUAUAAAUUUACUAUAGUUUUGCUCAAAAGUGGAACUGUCAGGGCGGUAACACUCGCAACAUGCCACCUGACCUGCCACGGAGUCGACACCUGCGCGACACGUUUUGAGUUUUUGCUUAUACUUUGAUUCUGUAACCUUAUUUUACAACUGCGCUACGAUUGCGCUUUUACAAAUUUCAAAUUUAGAGUAAAAUCACAUAAUUUAAACUUAAAUUACCUUGUUUUAUAGCUUAAUUUGUUUACUACAACCGAAACGUUUGUUUAAAUAAAAAUCAGUAACUUAAGUUAAAUAAAAACAAGCAUCUUUAUUUUACUCAUCCCAUAAUACAUAUAAAACACGUCGCGCGUGGUCGUGUUGGGUAGCGUGUUAUAACGUGACGGUGUCUUAAGUGUCCGUAGUGUGCUUAGGGGGACGGGGGACUGAGCGACGGCCCUUAUUUGUUUUUAUAAUCAUUUAUUAUAUGCUUAGCUGUAGGAGUUUGAAUGUUGAGCAUCACAGCGUCGAGUGUUCGAAACGUGAACUUUCCACUGGAGUUUGUGAGAUAUGUCAAUAUCUUGUUAGUUUGGAAAUAAUAAGAAGGAAUAAAGAAGCGGAAUGUUAAAAAACUUACAUUAAUAUGGCUGCGCAAGGAACGGCCUGCACGUGAAUACCUCAUAAAUUAAUUGCUGAAGUUGCGUGGGGAUUAUAUGCAAAUUGACUGGCUACUCGGGUACGAUACGGUACGGUGUUGUUCGCGGAAAUGCAAUACUUCUCCGGUGUUGUAUUUAAAGCUUUUACGUUGAGUAAGAGAAAGUUGGGACCAUCUAGUUAGUUUGGAUAAGUUGGUGCUAGUUUUUUUUUAUACUGUAGCGAACACGUCAGUCAUUUAUCACAUAAAAUACUAAAUAAAUAUCAUACAACGGCAAAAUACUAAAAUUCUUUGACAGUUGUCAAUCCAUUUUUUUAUAGGUAGAUUAGCAAAUGUCAGGAAUAAUUGUAAUUCCUUACAAACUGACAGUUUUCACGCAAACUCCAAACUCUUACACUCGAGGCUGUGGCUGAGCCCUGAUAUUCUGUCAUUGAUUCAUUAAUAUCUUAGGUCAUAUAGAAUGUCAUAAAUGUCAUCUAUGACAUUCUCCAUCUCUAUUCGUCGAAAUUGUAUUCGACACCCUCUUCAAGUUGUACCUCGAAAUGUCCGUAUGUUUCGAUCUUAUCGUUAUGUAGUUGUUGUCAAUUUGGUUCGCUGCCAGUCGCCGCUCUUCUAUCGCAAUCGUGGCCUUGAUCAUUCAUUCAUAAAUUAUUAAGCUCUUUCAACAACCGUGCAGUGCCAGAGACGUAGCAGUAGUCAAAUAUAUUACUUCGGCAGAUAGUCUACUCUUCAUAUCGAUCUGGUCCAUCUGUCACUCAUGACUUGAAAUUUGUUGAAAAGUUGAAAAAAUUCCUGUUUUAAUUUGUUUAUUAAAGUUUAUAGCAACUGUUGAUUCUUUCAAACGUACGGAGCUCCCAACGAAGAAUUAAUUUUUACCUGGCCGGAUUUCGCUCACACCCGUUAUCGCAGUGUAAAAUCCCUGCCGCGUUUUUGACUCUGGACGAUUGUGACAUAUUUAACUUCAGGACAAAAUUCUAAACUGUUAUAUUAUAUCUAUUUUUUAUGCAUGUAAUAUGUGUAUAAUGUUAUUUUUAAGUGUAUUAAAGGCAUUCCAUAUAAGUGAACACAAUGCGGUGGCGUGUAAGUACUUGGUCUUUUUUUUUAAGAAUAAAUCUUGUGGAAAAGUUAUUAUAUUUUCAAAUGGUUUGUACGUGUUUGUUAAAAAUAAGUGCCAUCCGUCGCAUAUCCAUCACUGUUUGUGUGGACGCUUUCCGCGGUGCCACGGACCAUUCUCGAAUCACAUCUCCAUCUUCAUCUAGAAUAUGAUAUGUGUCUCUUUUGAUACGGAGAGCUCGAAUAAACGCCAGCAAAUUUAUUAUCUGUCCCUAGAUAAAUACAAUGAUAGUUGCUAGUCUUUGCAAGCCUGCGCAAUGUUUGUAAAACAAAUGUUUUUGUAACAUAAACUGUUCAGCACUCCUAACGGGUACAUGGGGAACUAAACUUUCUUCGUUGCGUAGAAAUAACAUGAAUAACUAAAAAUACUGGUUUAAAAAAAAACCUGAAAGUUAUGUUAAGAUAUGGAUUAGAAUCUUAAACUAAUCUUUUUAAGUUUAUUAUUUUUUUCAUCACAUUUAGCUGGGUAAUUUUAUAAUUUAUGAUGUUUUAUCAUAUCAUUAUCAUAUUUUGUCUUACAUAGGGAUGUUGUUUGUGUCAGGUCCGUACCGCCGCGGCAGGCCUCGUCUGUAUAUUUCAUCGUUGUUGUACGUACGUGUCAACAAGUAAUAUUAUAAAAUAUACAAUACCACGUUGCCUUUCACUCUAGGAUGAAAUUUUUUCCAAUAAAAUGUUUAAGUAAAAA